Arvicola amphibius (Eurasian water vole) is the source of this 5661-nucleotide messenger RNA. RefSeq names its product structural maintenance of chromosomes 6 (gene Smc6). Gene Ontology annotation, biological process: double-strand break repair via homologous recombination. Lineage: Eukaryota; Metazoa; Chordata; Mammalia; Rodentia; Cricetidae. Bases 244 to 3537 code for a protein of 1097 amino acids. Gene Ontology annotation, molecular function: single-stranded DNA binding; damaged DNA binding; ATP hydrolysis activity. The record is from RefSeq and is a predicted model, not a curated record. The transcript is spliced from 28 exons. Gene Ontology annotation, cellular component: nucleus; site of double-strand break; Smc5-Smc6 complex.
GGACAGUUCAAAGUGUAUUCGCUCUUGAGUUACUGCGGUGGCGGAGGCAAGCGAGCAAACAACAAACUCUAAAAACGUACAAAGAAAAGAGCAAGGUAAUUUCAUUGGUGCUGUGAGACUCGGGAUGCUCUCCUGCCCCUCUCCCAGAGUCAGGAUCCGAAACCGGGUAUUUUUCCAUAACAACCAUGUGUUCCAUCUGCUUGAGUGCGAUUUCUACACACAACACCAGCUUAAAUUGAUCUGAUGGCCAAAAGAAAGGAAGAAAAUUUCUGCUCUCCUGAAAAUGCUAAAAGGCCAAGGCAAGAGGAACUGGAAGACUUUGAUAAAGAUGGCGAUGAGGACGAAUGCACAAUUUCUUUCACUAAUGGGACCUCUACUUUGACUGCAGCAGAAGUUGGAAUAAUUGAGAGUAUUCAGCUAAGAAACUUCAUGUGCCAUUCAAUGCUUGGACCUUUUAAAUUUGGUUCUAAUGUCAACUUCGUUGUUGGCAAUAAUGGAAGUGGAAAGAGUGCUGUGCUCACCGCUCUCAUAGUUGGUCUUGGUGGAAAAGCAGUUGCUACUAAUAGAGGAUCCUCUUUAAAAGGUUUUGUAAAAGCUGGACAGAACUCAGCAGACAUCUCAAUAACGUUAAGGAACAGAGGUGAUGAUGCCUUCAGGGCAAAUGUGUAUGGAGACUCCAUAGUUGUGCAGCAACACAUUAGUGUGGACGGAAGUCGAUCUUACAAACUAAAAAGUGAAAAAGGCACCGUGGUUUCUACUAAGAAGGAAGAGCUCAUUGCAAUUCUUGAUCAUUUUAAUAUCCAGGUGGACAAUCCAGUUUCUGUUUUAACGCAGGAGAUGAGCAAGCAGUUCUUACAGUCUAAAAAUGAGGGAGACAAAUACAAAUUCUUCAUGAAAGCAACCCAGCUUGAACAGAUGAAGGAGGAUUAUUCAUAUAUUAUGGAAACAAAAGAAAGAACAAAGGAGCAGAUAAAUCAGGGAGAAGAGCGACUUACUGAACUGAAGCGCCAGUGUUUGGAGAAAGAGGAACGUUUUCAAAAUAUUGCUGGCUUAAGUACAAUGAAGACUAACUUAGAGUAUUUGAAACAUGAAAUGGCUUGGGCAGUGGUCAAUGAAAUUGAAAAACAAUUAAAUGCUAUUCGAGAUAAUAUCAAAAUUGGUGAAGAGCGUGCUGCCAAACUUGAUAGGAAAAUGGAAGAACAGCAGGUCAGACUUAAUGAUGCAGAAAAAAAGUACAAAGAUAUUCAAGAUAAACUAGAAAAAAUUAGUGAAGAGACAAAUGCCCGAGCUCCGGAAUGCAUGGCGUUGAAAACAGACGUCAUCGCGAGGACGAGAGCCUUUAACGAUGCCGAGGUUUUGUAUAACCGUUCCCUAAAUGAAUAUAAAGCAUUAAAGAAAGAUGAUGAACAGCUUUGUAAAAGAAUCGAGGAGCUAAAGAAAAGCACUGAUCAGUCUUUGGAACCAGAGCGCUUGGAAAGGCAACGAAGAAUCUGUUGGUUGAAAGAAAAAGUACAGGCCUUGCAGGACCAGGAAAGUUCUGUCAAUCAGGAGGCUGCACAAUUCGAACAAGUCAUAGAAAAGGACAAACAAGAACAUGUCCGGAUUAAGAGAGAAGAUAUAGAUGUGAGGCAUACACUGAACUAUAAUCAGAGACAAUUGAAAGAACUGAAAGAUAGUAAAACUGAUCGACUGAAAAGAUUUGGUCCUCAUGUUCCAGCUCUGCUGGAGGCAAUAGACGACGCGUACAGGCGGAGACAAUUCACUCAUAAGCCUAUCGGCCCUUUAGGUGCUUGCAUUCAUCUGCGGGAUCCAGAACUUGCUUUGGCCAUUGAAUCUUGCUUGAAAGGACUUCUGCAAGCCUAUUGUUGCCAUAAUCAUGCUGAUGAGAGAGUACUUCAAUCAUUGAUGAAAAAAUUUUAUCCGCCAGGGACCUCUCGGCCUCAGAUAAUUGUUUCUGAAUUUCGGAAUGAGGUAUAUGAUGUGAGACUCAGAGCUGCUUACCAUCCGGAGUUUCCAACUGUUCUGACAGCGUUAGAAAUAGACAAUGCUGUUGUUGCAAAUAGCCUGAUUGACAUGCGGAGCAUAGAGACAGUGCUGCUUAUCAAAAAUAAUUCUGUAGCUCGUGCAGUCAUGCAGUCCCAAAAGCCACCUAAAAAUUGUAGAGAAGCUUUUACUGCUGAUGGUGAUCAAGUGUUUGCAGGUCGUUAUUAUUCAUCUGAAAACACAAGGCCCAAGUUUCUAAGCAGAGAUGUGGAUUCUGAAAUAAGUGAUUUGGAGACUGAGAUUGAAAAUAAAAAGGCCCACAUAAUAAAUCUUCAGCACCAUUUGUCUGCCCUUGAGAAGGAUAUUAAAAGAAAUGAAGAACUUCUUAAAAGGUGCCAGCUACAUUAUAAAGAAAUAAAGAUGAAAAUAAGAAAAAAUAUUUCUGAAAUUCGGGAACUUGAGAAUAUAGAAGAACACCAGUCUGUCGAUAUUGCAACUUUGGAAGAUGAAGCUGAGGAAAAUAAAAUAAAAAUGCAGAUGGUUGAGAAAAAUAUGGAGCAACAAAAAGAAAACAUGGAGAAUCUUAAAAGUCUAAAAAUUGAAGCAGAAAACAAGUACGAUACAAUUAAACUAAAGAUCAACCAGCUGUCAGAGCUGGCGGAUCCACUGAAGGAUGAAUUAAAUCUUGCUGACUCUGAAGUGGAUAGUCAAAAACGAGGAAAGCAGCAUUAUGAAGAUAAACAGAAAGAACAUUUGGAUACCUUAAAUAAAAAGAGAAGAGAACUGGACAUGAAGGAAAAGGAGUUACAGGAGAAAAUGUCACAAGCAAGACAGAUAUGCCCAGAACGGAUAGAAGUAAAGAAAUCUGCAUCAAUUCUAGACAAAGAAAUUAAUCGGUUAAGACAAAAAAUACAGGCAGAACAUGCUAGUCAUGGAGAUCGAGAAGAAAUAAUGAAGCAGUACCAGGAAGCAAGAGAAACAUAUCUUGAUCUGGAUAAUAAAGUAAGAACUUUAAGAAGGUUCAUUAAAUUACUAGAAGAAAUAAUGACUCAUAGGUACAAAACAUACCAACAGUUUAGAAGGUGUUUGACAUUGCGAUGCAAAUUAUACUUUGACAAUUUAUUAUCUCAGCGGGCUUAUUGUGGAAAAAUGAAUUUCGACCACAAAAAUGAAACUCUUAGCAUAUCAGUUCAGCCUGGAGAGGGAAAUAAAGCUUCCUUCAAUGACAUGCGUGCUUUGUCCGGCGGUGAGCGCUCUUUCUCCACAGUGUGCUUCAUCCUUUCCCUGUGGUCCAUUGCCGAAUCACCUUUCAGAUGCCUGGAUGAGUUUGAUGUCUACAUGGAUAUGGUUAACAGGAGAAUUGCGAUGGAUAUGAUACUAAAGAUGGCAGAUUCCCAGCGUUUUAGACAGUUUAUCCUGCUUACUCCUCAAAGCAUGAGCUCACUUCCUUCAAGUAAACUGAUUAGAAUUCUUCGAAUGUCUGAUCCUGAAAGAGGGCAGACCACAUUGCCUUUCCAACCUGUGACUCAAGAGGAAGAUGACAACACCAGUUGACAACUUAGUGCCUUGCCCUCCUGCUGAAAGAUUGUGAGGGGGUCUGGACUGACAGAUGAAACAGAAUGAGACUAGAGAGAUUCUGAAAUAGAAGAGGCUCCUUUAAUCUGAUCCAUCGAUUGUGGAAAGCCUAGAAAACCAGCCGCUGCCAAUAGAUAAAAUUACUACUGCUUUCCUUGUGAAAACCAAUUUCAUAAUACUGGUUUUAAAUCUUUUAAGUUUGCUUGCUUUGGAGUUUCUGUGUUUUACUUGUUUGUUUUUACCAUCUACUUUUAUAAAUUUUUUCAGGAGUAAAAUUUUGUACAUAUGCACAUGUACAUAUCUGUUCAGUUUGCGUUCAUUUCUAUAGUAUUUUGUAAGAAUUAUAAUAAAAGUUUGAGCACCUGAUGUUUAUUUUUGACUUUCCAGGUUGUUACGGUCUAGUUUUUAAAAUUAGCAAAUGUCUCAGUAUGGAAUAGAGGGAUGCAGUGCACAAGAUUGGAUAUACUGCACACUUGGUUUAAGUAUUAGAGACCUACAUAAGUCUGGAUAUACUAAGCAAAUCUUUGCUUGCCCAUUGAUUUUUAACACUAGGGUACAACUAUAGAUUUGGGGUAUUGUUUUUAAUCACUAUAUUUCAUCAAUUUUAAGUUGUCAAAAGUACCUUUUAUUAGGCACUUUGAUAAAUAAGUACUGCCAGCCCCAACAAUGCUUUCUCCUUUGUCCUUAAACUGUCUUCUACCCAAGGAAGAACAUGCCAGGGCUGUGUAAUAGAGUUCCCAUUUUGACUUGUAGCCUGUCUCCCUAGUAAGCCCUCUGUUUCUGGUGGUACUGCCACUGGUGGGGUGUGUGUGUGUGUGUAUGCAAGAGGAUCACCUAGGCUUGCCUGGGCUAUAGAGUAACUUCAGGUCCAGCCUGGGCAGCUUUACCUAUCUUAAAAUAAAAGUGAAAAUGAGGACUGGGAAGAUCGGGAGGUGCAUGCCUCUUGUCAGAGUAGCUAGUGGCUACAUGGGUCAAAGCCUGCGUUUGAUAGUGGAAUGACAUGAGACACUCUGAUUUUACAAAGACUGAAGAGUUCCCACACUGAUGAGUUUAUUGUAAAAAUUGCUAUUUUGAUUUUUCUUUAAGAAAACAUGAGCAUACUAGUGCCUGUGUUCUGUAACAGCUACUAAGGUUAGGACUAACCUUUAAACUAACAUUGAAUAGCAGCAAGAAGCACUCCCUAUAUUACCAGCAAUAAGAAUCAGAAUACAUAUUUAUGAACUUGAAAAGGAAAUAUUUUGAGAAAAGUACUAUUUUUAAAUGCAAGCAUACUUAUAUAGUUAUUGAAAAAUCUGAUUUUGUUUUGGUGGGGAAGAGAAUGUAUUCUUAGAAUAGUUGCCAAAAAUCCAAACGCAUUUCUAGUCUGAUACAGAAAGAGGAAACCGCUGAGUAUUUUAAACUCCCCACCUCCAUACGCAGCAUAACUCCUUUGUAUCAGAACUAUUUUAGCAUACAUACAUUUUUCUUUCAAAUAAAAAGUGAAGUGGAAUUUACCAGUACAUUAAUUAGCUAAAGAGUUUCAGUGAUUUGAAUUCUUGUAGCAGUUUUAAAUGUGUUUUUACAGAAUGAGAAGUACAACCCUCAGAUCUGAGCUAUUCCUACUGAAGGCAGUGCAUUAUGGGAAAUGCAACUCUCAGAUCUUGAGCUUCUCCCGCUGAAGACAGUGCAUUAUGGGAAAUGCAGCCCUCAGAGACUGAGCUGCUCCUGCUGAAGACAGUCAAAACGUUUUAUUUUUAAUCUUUAGUGAAGCCAUCCUGUGUUAGUAGUAACAUCCGUUGGAAAAUUUUAAAAGCUAUUGUUCUUUUAAACUAUGUGUAACUUCCAAAAAUGUAAAAUUUAUAUGUAUUAAGGUUAUGCUUUUGUGAACUGGACAAGGACUAAUUGACUAACUUGGGCCAAUUCUUGAACAGGUAUUUAUACAUGUCAUUCAGGUAGAUCUAAAAUCUCUAGACACCCCAAAACAGCUUUGAUUUUAAAACUUAACACAUUCAGUAUUCCUCCCAAGAAAUGAUCAGAAUAAUUCACAAAAUGACAAGAGUAGUCAGUUUAGCCAAAGUAUGUGUAUAGUUACUAAAAUUAAUAAACAACUUAUUUUAAAUAUUU